AAGGAUGGCACGAAGAGAUUUCAGGAUCAAACAUCGCAGCAUUCAGACGAGAGUAGUUCGCGCAUUUCGUUCAAGUUUCGUACAUUCAGCUAAAAAAAUGAAGGAAUCUUUAGGCAACGUCAAAUCGACGAUAAGAACCACCAGUGGCCGACUGUGCAUUACCGUCCUUGGAUCUUCAGCCGUUGGAAAAACAGCUCUGACUGUGCAAUACCUGACGAGUCGUUUUAUCGGUGAUUAUUAUUCCGGCACGGACAUGACUUACCAUCAUUCUUUUCCCUACAUGGGCGGAUCGCUUAAAACAAAUGUCGAUAUUCUUGAUAUUUCUCGACCCCACGACAACGAUGUGCAAGAGGAAGAUGACAUGCUAUUGUCGCUGGACACCGAGAAAUGCAAUGCCUUCAUUGUCGUCUAUUCGCUAACAAACUCAAAAUCUUUCGAUAGAGCACGUCAAAUCCUUUCGCGAUUACCGUUCAAUUCACCCAAAUAUUUAGUGGCCAAUCAAUUGGAUUUACAACACAGACGACAGGUAACACGUGUAGAAGGCCAAGCUGUCGCCGAUGAAUUUGGUUGUCCAUUUGAUGAGUUUUCAGCUGCGGAGUCACUCUACAAAGAUUAUCCUACUCAAAAUCAGUGCGGAGUGAAAAUUGUUUUUCAAAAAUUGAUCCGCCAAUUGAUAUCCAGUUCGCAUAUGCUACCCUAUCCGAGAAUGAUAAGAUUCUCGGCCUUUUCGAAAAUCCUCGGCGCCUUGGUGACUAAAACUCGUCAUGCCGCAAACAACAACAAUAACAAAGCCCAAAAAAGUCUUUCCAAUACUAGAAAAAGUUCGUUAUCAUCUUGCAGCGAUAGAAGCAGCAAUUCUAGUGGAAAUACGAGCAUCGGAAGUGUUGAUUCGAUUGCUGUUUUAACACCUGAAAUGAGUUUGUUGCAUAUCGACACCAACAGCAGCCACUUACUGUAUGGAGUCAAAUCGAAACCCAUUUCUAUUGCCCGCCAAAAGAAUCCGAUAAAUUAUCCAUCAAGUCAGAACGCGUCCAUAUAACAUUUUUAAAAAAUCGAUCCUCACCUUAACAUGUACAGUUUUCGUAUUUUUAUACAAAUUAGUUAUACAUCAAAUACAAGUUUAUUCUGGAUAUAAAA
Molecule: messenger RNA, 1137 nt
Organism: Daphnia carinata
Lineage: Eukaryota; Metazoa; Arthropoda; Branchiopoda; Diplostraca; Daphniidae
Product: ras-related and estrogen-regulated growth inhibitor-like protein
Exons: 4
Coding region: 5-1039 (344 amino acids)
Molecular function (GO): GTP binding; GTPase activity
Source: RefSeq, a predicted model, not a curated record